AUAGCUCGGCGCUCGGCGCGGCGCGCGGCGCGUCGAGGCGGUCGAUGGGCCAGCUGACUCGCCGCCGCGGCACCGGCCAUUUCCCGGCGGGGCGGCGCGGCGCGGCCCGGAGCGGAGCGCGGUGAGGGCGGCGGCUGGCGCCUGGGCUGCGGGGCAGAGCCCGUGCCGAGGCGCGGGUCUGUGCGGGCUUGGCCGUCGGCGUUGGCGAGGCCGCGGAGGGGGGGUCGGCGGGGCGCGUCUGCCCGCGGCCCGGGCUGCGAGGCGGCGUGAGCGGCAGAGCGGCCCUGUGUCCCCCUCCAGGCGCUGCGUCGCUCCCGCGGCUCCCUCCCCGGGCCCGACGGGCCUCCCCCGGCGGGGCCAUGCCGCCCAAGUUCAAGCGGCACCUCAACGACGACGAGGUCACGGGCUCGGUGAAGAGCGAGCGGAGGAACCUUCUAGAGGAAGAUUCGGAUGAAGAGGAAGACUUCUUCUUGAGAGGGCCUUCUGGACCAAGAUUUGGACCCAGGAAUGACAAAAUCAGGCAUGUCCAGAACCAGGUGGAUGAAGUCAUUGAUGUUAUGCAGGAGAACAUCACGAAGGUGAUUGAGAGAGGCGAGCGGCUGGAUGACCUGCAAGAUAAAUCAGAAAGCUUAUCAGACAAUGCAACAGCUUUUAGCAAUAGAGCCAAACAGCUUCGAAGACAGAUGUGGUGGCGAGGCUGCAAGAUGAAGGCGGUCAUAGCCCUGGUGUCAGUCAUUCUCCUGCUCGUGACCAUCAUACCCAUAGUCCUGAAGUACUAUUCCUGACUGGGCAGCUGGAAGCUUCAGUGGAGCUGGCUCUGGGAUAACCAAACUGCUGUGUAAUUUAAGUGAAAUAUCUGUAUAUAGCUUUGAAGUCAUUUUCCUCAAAGGAGCGAGAAGGCGGUGGCAAGUAGCCAGUUCUAACAGAGCAUUUCGAGAACUGCCAAAUGACCCUUUUUUUGGUCAAGUACCUGCUCCUGUUGUUAGACAUUUUUUGUAACAGAAGAUUCAGUUCCCAAACCACCCAUUUUGCUGAAUUCUGUGUCUCUGCUUUGGAUCUAGCUACUUGCCAUUAUGGUUUAUCUGUAUAUACGGUUAAGUUGUAAUGAUACCUACAGUUUGAGCAAUUCCCCACUGCCUGCUGUGGAGGGCAGAAGGGACUCUGUCCUUUCCUCAGAGCAAAGGAGGGGAAACAUGUCUUAAAAAAAAAAAAAAAAAAAAAGUACUAUUAUGUUACAGGGAACUGACCCUUCUGUGAAGAACGGCAAGGGUGUUGUUUUUCUCAUGUUCAAAAAAAAAAAAAAAGAAAAAGAAAAAGGAAAAAGUAAUUAGGUUUUACAAGCCAGAAGACUUUCUGAUCCUGCCAUGGGAAUGCAUAAGCUCAGUGUUUUCAGUAUUGCUGCUUACAGCUGUGACUAAAGACAUUCCAGUAAACCUAUUUUUGACUGUA
Molecule: messenger RNA, 1449 nt
Organism: Dromaius novaehollandiae (emu)
Lineage: Eukaryota; Metazoa; Chordata; Aves; Casuariiformes; Dromaiidae
Gene: VAMP4
Product: vesicle associated membrane protein 4
Exons: 7
Coding region: 360-785 (141 amino acids)
Biological process (GO): Golgi ribbon formation; SNARE complex assembly; vesicle-mediated transport
Cellular component (GO): SNARE complex; trans-Golgi network; membrane
Source: RefSeq, a predicted model, not a curated record